UCCCCGCGCCCGCCGUGCCCAGCCCCUGCGCCCUGCCUGCAGCCGGGCCGGGGCAUCGCAGAGCCAGCGAGGAUGGCCAAGCGCAGCUCGCUGACCAUCCGCAUCGUGGAGGGGAAGAACCUGCCGGCCAAGGACAUCAAUGGCAGCAGCGACCCCUACUGCCUGGUGAAGGUGGACCAUGAACCCAUCAUCAGGACUGCCACCGUCUGGAAGACACUGUGCCCCUUCUGGGGGGAAGAGUAUGAGGUGCACCUGCCGCCCGCCUUCCACGAGGUGGCCUUCUAUGUCCUGGAUGAGGAUGCCCUCAGCCGGGAUGACGUCAUCGGGAAGGUCUGCCUUACCAGGGACACCCUAGCUGCUCACCCCAAGGGUUUCUGCGGAUGGGCCCACCUGACAGAGGUGGACCCCGACGAGGAGGUGAAAGGCGAGAUUCACCUACGGCUGCAGGUGAAGCCUGCGCCCCAAUGCCGGCUUCGCUGCUCUGUGCUGGAGGCCAGGGACUUGGCUCCCCGGGACCGCAAUGGCGCAUCUGACCCCUUUGUUCGAGUUCGUUACAAUGGCCGGACACAGGAGACGUCGAUUGUGAAGAAAUCCCGGUACCCCCGCUGGAAUGAGACCUUUGAGUUCGAGCUGGAGGAAGGGGCUGACGAGCUGUGUGUGGAAGCCUGGGACUGGGACCUGGUCAGCCGCAAUGACUUCCUGGGCAAAGUGGUGGUCAGUGUGCAGAGUCUGAGGGCAGCCCAGCAGGAGGAGGGCUGGUUCCCGCUGCAGCCAGACAAGUCCAAGGGCCAGCGGCAGGAAGACAACCUGGGCUCCUUGAGGCUUGAGGUGCGUCUGCGUGAUGAGAUGGUGCUGCCCUCCCGCUGCUACCAGCCUCUAGUGCAGCUGCUAUGCCAGGAGGUGAAGCUGGGCGUGAAGGGCCCAGGGCAGCUGAUUCCCCUCUUGGAGGAGCUGACGAGUGCCGAGUGCCGUCAGGAUGUGGCCACCAACCUGCUCAAACUUUUCAUGGCUCAGGGGCUGGCCAAGGACUUCCUGGACCUUCUCUUCCAGCUAGAGCUGGGCCGUACCAGUGAGGCCAACACUCUGUUCAGGAGCAACUCUCUGGCCUCAAAGUCCAUGGAGUCUUUCUUGAAGGUGGCAGGGAUGCGCUAUCUGCACGGCGUCCUGGGCCCGAUCAUCGACAGGGUGUUUGAGGAGAAGAAAUACGUGGAGCUGGACCCCAGCAAAGUGGAGGUCAAGGAUGUGGGGUGCUCGGGACUGCACCGCCCACCCACCGAGGCCGAGCUGCUGGAGCAGAGCGCGCAAACGCUGCGCGGCCACCUGGGGGCACUGCUGAGCGCCAUCAGCCGCUCGGUGCGCGCAUGCCCCGCCGUGCUCCGCGCCACCUUCCGACAGCUCUUCGUGCGCGUGCGCGAGCGCUUCCCCGGCGAGCAGCACCAGAACGUGCCCUUCGUCGCCGUCACCAGCUUUCUGUGCCUGCGUUUCUUCUCCCCUGCUAUCCUGGCCCCCAAACUCUUCCACCUGCGGGAGCGUCACGCCGACGCCCGCACCAGCCGCACGCUGCUCUUGCUGGCCAAGGCCGUCCAGAACGUGGGCAACAUGGACACACCAGUUUCCAGGGCCAAGGAGGCUUGGAUGGAACCGCUGCAGCCCAUCGUACACCAGGGGGUGGCCCAGUUGAAGGAUUUUAUCGCCAAACUGGUGGACAUUGGGGAGAAGGAGGAGCUGGAUCUGCAGCGGUCACUGAGCUUACAGGCACCUCCCGUGAAGGAGGGCCCCCUGUUCAUCCACAGGACCAAGGGCAAGGGCCCCCUCAUGUCCUCUUCCUUCAAGAAGCUCCACUUUUCCCUCACCCCUGAAGCCCUCAGCUUUGCCAAGACACCCAGCUCCAAGAAAAGCGCCCUGAUCAAGUUGGCCAACAUCCGGGCAGCAGAGAAGGUGGAGGAGAAGAGCUUUGGCAGCGCCCUGGUCAUGCAAGUCAUCUACACGGAUGACGUAGGCCGACCGCAGACCGCCUAUCUGCAGUGCAAGUGCGUGAACGAGCUGAACCAGUGGCUAUCAGCACUGCGCAAGGGAAGCGUCAACAAUCCAGGCCUGCUGCGCUCCUACCACCCUGGUGUCUUCCGAGGCGACAAGUGGAGUUGCUGCCACCAGCGGGACCGGACAGAUCUGGGCUGUGAUCGGACCCGCUCUCGGGUCACACUGCGGGAGUGGAGUGACCCCCUGGACCCAGACCUGGAGGCCCAGCUCAUCUACCGCCACCUGCUGGGCCUAGAGACUCCCCUGCGGGAAAGGCACCAAGCGCUGAGUGAGGACACAGAGGGGGGUGCUGAGCUCGAGCUCAUGGGCAAUGUCGAAGCCCACAAGACCCCGCUGGCGCAGCUGCUGCAAGUGCUGAGAGAUCUACACGAAGCCCACAGUGCUGGUCCCGAGGGGCGCUCCAACUCUGAGCUGCAGACGUGA
This is a messenger RNA of Suncus etruscus (white-toothed pygmy shrew), 2463 nucleotides long. RefSeq names its product RAS p21 protein activator 4B (gene RASA4B). The coding region runs from base 73 to 2463 and encodes 796 amino acids. The transcript has 21 exons. Gene Ontology annotation, biological process: regulation of GTPase activity; negative regulation of Ras protein signal transduction; intracellular signal transduction. NCBI's taxonomy places the organism in Eukaryota, Metazoa, Chordata, Mammalia, Eulipotyphla, Soricidae. Gene Ontology annotation, molecular function: phospholipid binding; GTPase activator activity. The record is from RefSeq and is a predicted model, not a curated record.